AUGAUCGGCCCAAGGCUCCAUUCAUAUGAUCCAUUCCGCAACACUCAACAAUCCAACUUCCGUCAUCGCAAGUCUGCUCACUCAGACAUCGCCGUUGAGAACCUAUGGAGAGAUGAGAACCCUUUCAGAUACGAGGCAUUCCUGCUGUUCGACGAUCUCGAUCGCACACAGUGGUCACGAAGGACAUCCGAGUCGCGGGACGCAUAUACCGCGCUGAAAGCGCACUAUCUGAAAUACAUUGAGCAUCCAGAUGAUUUGCAGUCAACAAUCGACCCACUAGCGGAUGAUGAAGAGAUGAGAGCGGAUAUAUCCCAAGAUGUUGAUCGAUGCUUACAAGAGAAUUUCUUCUUCCGUGAGCCCGCCACCAAGGCGAAAAUGAUUGAUAUUCUGUUUAUCUACGCAAAGUUAAACCCGGAUCUUGGUUAUCGACAAGGCAUGCAUGAGCUAUUGGCGCCUAUUCUGUGGGUUAUUCACGGAGAUGCCGUCGAUGGGAAGGUACAUGAAGAGCCCUCAGCUAAGGAAGAGGGCGAUGAGUUGAUGCUGCAGCUGCUCAAUGCUGACUAUGUUGAGCACGACUCUUUCGCGUUGUUUUGCUCGGUUAUGCAAACAACUCGAGUCUACUAUGAGCAUAGCAAGGAACGCUCUGCCAACGGUCAGAUGGAUACGAUACCCAUUGUCAACCAAUGUCAGCACAUUCAUCACAACCUCCUGACGACAACAGACCUGGAGUUGGCCGAUCACCUACAAGCGCUGGAAAUUCUGCCUCAGAUCUUUCUCACUCGGUGGAUGCGUCUGUUAUUUGGUCGUGAAUUUCCAUUUCAAGAUGUACUUUCCUUGUGGGAUCUCCUCUUUGCAGAGGGAUUGCGAUCGGAGCUUAUAGAGUUCAUAUGUGUUGCAAUGCUGCUACGCAUUCGGUGGCAAUUACUGGGUGCCGAAUAUUCGAGCGCUCUGACGACCUUACUUCGCUAUCCUUCCCCGCAACCGCAAUCACCACAGUCCUUUGUGCAUGAUGGCCUGUAUCUGGAGCAAAACCCCACACCAGAAAGAGGCAGGUUUCUCAUCUCAAAAUACUCGGGAAAGCCACCCGAUCCUACGAAGACGCUCGAUAGGUCAGGUGAAAGAUUUCUUUCACUGAAACGAUUCCAGUUGCGCAGCGACUCCAGAGAGGACAGCCAAACAAGCUCUCCUUCAAGAUCACCCGCGAGGGGUAGUCCCAAGAGCUUCGAAGGUCUACUCCAGGAUUUCUCCGAAGGUCUUCAGCGACGGACUGAAUCAUGGGGUGUAGCCAAAGCAGUCCGAGGUGCAGUCAACGAAGCUAGGAGGAAUAUGCAGGCGAUGCAGCCGGAGAGGCUCCCGCGUACUACCUUGUAUGAUAGCAACCCAACCGUGGUGCAUACAAGGAACUUGUCGAAAUCUGAGGAGCCAGAAAGGGUCAUCAAUCUCAAAGCUCAGAUACAAAUCUUGGAAGAACGAAACAAAUCACUUGCGAAGACACUCAGUCAAGCUCUGAACGACAUACGCGCUCAAUUGAUGAAAGCAGAAGAUCUCGAGACCACGACUGCGGACGCCCUGAGACAAGCUCUCACGCAGGUUCAGUCGGUUCAGACAUGCCUGGAAGACCCUUCCAAGGCUUUGAACACUGCUGCCGGACGUAAGAGUGCGGCUAAUGAUAUCUCUCUGAGAGUCCCAUCUGAGCUUCCCAUAUCCACGGAGAAGAAGGUCGAAGAAAAUGUGGCAAGAGAAGGGCAGCAAGCCCUAAGCGAUCCUGACAGGCCAUCUGUCGCAGUGGAGACUAAGCUUCACAAGUUGCCAUCAAGUAACAAAAUGCCUUCAUCACUGCCAUUAAGACACGCAGCUCGCCCAUCUCUGGCAGAUUCCGAGUUCUCUUGGAUGCUUGGUGGUAACCGACAUCUUUCCAGUUUUGUCAGCCCGGCCUCGGUACCGCCGGAGCAGACUCGACACGGUGACACAAGGAAUAAACCCCAUACACUGUUUGGCAAUGGAGCAGAUGAGCAGAAAAGCUCUCAGGAUGAGCUCGACAGUCUGGCCUUGCGGAGUCUUCGGGGCACCAAGGGUCAAGAUCAAGGAAGCGAUAGCACGCAUUAG
This is a messenger RNA of Aspergillus thermomutatus, 2106 nucleotides long. RefSeq names its product GTPase-activating protein GYP6. The record is from RefSeq and is a predicted model, not a curated record. The transcript is spliced from 5 exons. Lineage: Eukaryota; Fungi; Ascomycota; Eurotiomycetes; Eurotiales; Aspergillaceae. Bases 1 to 2106 code for a protein of 701 amino acids. Gene Ontology annotation, molecular function: GTPase activator activity. Gene Ontology annotation, biological process: activation of GTPase activity.